CCAAUCCACGCCAUUUCUUUGUGCGCCGAUUCUGUCUUUAAGAGACUCAUACUAACCAGCAGAUACCUCCAGCACGCGUUUUAUACUCGAUAGAUCUAUAUUCGACGAGUUUGACGCGCUCACCAUGACCACGGCGAUUUGUCAACAAUAGAUUCAACUGUUUGUUGCUCCCCCACCGCAGCACGACGCGCUGAAUCCACGCACGAGACGAAUUCGGCAGGACCUGAUACCAUAUCCACGACAAACGGCUAGGAAAUAAAGACGAUAACAAGAAAAUGGCUCGCGCGGCUGUCAUCCCCCAAUCACCCCCUAAACGGGGUCGCCCCGCGUCGUCCACCAGCACCGCGAGAGGUCGUUCCUCCGUUGCAACAGCGACCACGGCAGCAGCUAGAGCGAAAGCGAGACCUGCCCCUGCGAAACCCGCGACCAAAAGGACUGCGCGUGCUGAUACGGAUGACGAUGACGACGAGAUCGCGAUGGAGAAUAAAGAGAAGAAGACGACUGCUAGAGGGAGGGCCAAAAAUACGACAUCAUCAUCGACGACAACGGCAUCGAAUACGGUACGCGGAAGGAAACCGGCUAGAACUGUGAACCCGCGGGAGGAGAGCGAUGAUGAUGAUGAACUUGCGCAGAUGGAUGUUCCGAAGAAGCGCGUUGGACGGCCGAAAAAGGAGACUACUACUACUGCGAAACCAGCAGAGCCGGCGGCUAGACCGAGGGGCCGACCGAAGGGUACUACGAAUGCUAAGACGACGACGACGGCACGGUCCCGCAGGACUGAGGAGGAGUCGAAGCCUAGGGAUAUUGCGAUUACUUCGGCUGCGCUGAGGUCGAAUAUUCUCAAGGGGCCUGCGAAGAAGAAAACGGUUACGUUCCAGGAUGUUACUGAUUCAGAGGAGGAAGAGGAAGAGUCUGCUCCGGCUCCUAGACGGCGAAGGGCAACCCCUGCUAAGCGCGGUAUGGGUGCUAAACCUGCUCGCAAACCUGCUGCUACCGGCACGGCGACUGGUCGUGUUCACAAACCCGCUGCGAAGACAGCCACGAAGCCGAAGCCUCUUUCGCCGAGGAAGGCGAAUCAAGUCGCCAAGUCGAUUUCGUCGUAUGUUAGCUCGGAUGGUGAAGAUGAUGAACUUGCUGGUGGAAAGGAUCAGAUUAAAUUACAUGUCAACUCGCCUACGAAACACGGAUCAGAGAAAACCGGACUUAGUUCCCCGGUUAAGCGCAUUAACCUUACUCCUCGCCAUAAGUCUGUUGAUGAGAAUGGGAAGCCUGUUCGCCGGUCUAUCGAUUUCAACGAUGUUAUUAGCAUGUCCAGUCCCACGCGGGAACCAUCCCCUUCGCCUUUCCAUUACACACUCAGAGAGACUCCCAGGAGAGUAGGUCUUGCUGUCGCAGAAGAACACACCGGCCCAAUUGCCCAGCCGGAUUUUGGCCGCUCCCAAAAUUCCCCGCUCAAGGCAUCUCCCAAGAAAGGCCUCCUAGAAACCCCAAGAGGAGGCAGCGGCUUCGCCUUCAACAACGACAUGAAAGCCUCCUUCCAACCAAACUUCACCCCCGGGCAAAACUCCCCCCUCAAAGCCUCCCCUAAAAAGGGCCACUUCAAUGAAACCCCCAAAGCCAGCAGCAUGGCUCCCUGGGACGGCACGAAGCCACUGUCCCAGCCGAACUUCACACCUGGACAGAACUCGCCGCUAAAGGCUUCCGCAAGGAAGGGGAAAUUGGCAGCGUCGUUCUCGGAGAGUGCAAUGAAGGCAUCGUCGACGCCGUCGUUUAACGCGAGGAUUUCGCUGCUACAGAGUCCCGCGAAGAGAGUUGUUUCGCCAUUUAAGGGGUUUACGCCGAAGAGGUCUUCGUUGUUUGCGCCGAGGGAGGUUGAGAGUACUACGCCUCGUGAUGAGGUUGAGCAUGAUGUGCAGACUGCUUCUACGCCGCAGAUGGAGGAACCGCUUAGGCUUGGAGAAUUGGAUGGGGGUGUGCAUGAGAACCAAGAGCAGGAUGAGUCUGCGGAUGAGUUGGGCGAUGAAUAUGACCAUGAUGUAAAUGAUCAUGAUUCUCAGGCUACCAUCGAGGAAGAGAUGGAUGAGGGCCAAGAGCCCGGGCAUGAUGAGCAGCCUGGUGAUGAAUUGGCACAUGAAGCCGAUGAUCACUUGCAGGCUCCGUCUGAACCCCAAUCGCACUUCGCGAUCGAUGACGAGAUGGACGAAGAGCAGGACCAGGACAACGAAGAAUCUGCUCAUGAACCGGAGCAUGAAACUGAAGAAUACGUCCAUGAACCAGAGACUCAACACCACGCCGAAGCCGACGAGGAAAUGGAUGAAGGGCCUGAGUUUGAUGCUGAGCCUGAGACCCGUGAUGACGGAGACGACGCGGACUAUCCCCAGGAAGACGCUGCACCUACCUACGAGGACCUUGAGCGAGAGGUUGCCGACGAACCCUCGCUAGACCUUGGUGAAGAGCUCGCGGAGACGUUCGCUGAGACGUACACCGAGGAUGACUACGAAGUCCCUGCUGCACAUCCCAAGGAGCAUGACUAUGAAAAUGCCACUGAAGAUCUAGAGCACCACCAAGAGGACCAGAACGACGACGCAGAUGAAGCCGACCAACUUGCUGAAUCUGUGCUGUUAGAUUUCCAGAAUCUUACUGAGGAACACGAAGAACCUGAAGAGCAAGAGAAUGGAUUUGUCGAUGAUAGAAUCGCUGCGCUGGAAACAGAGGUUGAAGCUGAGAUGCACGAGGUGGAUUUUGGUCCGGUUUCCGAUCGGGAAGAGGGCAGUGAGCAAGAAAUUGACGACCACGAGGCUCAGAUGCGCGAGGCGGAUUUUGGUCCGGUGUCGGAUCAAGAGGGCAGUGAGGAAGAGAGUGACGAUGAUGAGCCAGAAGUGCCUGCUCAGCAGGAUGUCCCCGAAGAACCGGAAGAGGACCAGGACCAAGAGAUUGACGACGAGCCAGAGGUUUCGGCCCAGCAGGAUGCUCCCGAAGAACCAGAACUACCCGUUCAGCACCAUGUCCCCGAAGAACCGGAAGAGCCCGUUGCCGAGGAACAUCAGGCCAUUGAAUCGGAACCCGAAGAUCUCAACGCUGAAGAUGACAUGGAAAGCAACGACGAUUUUGAAGCCGACGAUGAUAUCCAGGAAGUUCCCGUCCACGAAGACGUCCAAGAAGACGAAGACGAAGAGAGCGAAGAGGAAGUCGAUGAUGAAGAGGAUUGGGACGUCGACGGGACUACGCUGGUUGUCUUUGAUGAGGAGCAGAUGUACAUGGAGGGUGCGAGGCCUUCGCCUCGUCGUGUUUCGCCUCGUCGUAUGUCGCCUCGACGUAUCUCACCUCGCCGGCUUUCUCCUCAACGGCCUUCACCCCGUCGUGUCUCUCCUCGUCGUGCUUCACUUCGUGCUCCGCCUCGCCGUCUCUCUCGCCAGAGCAUUCAAGUCGAGCGUGAACCCAGUCAUGAGCCCAGCCCUGAACAUGUCGAAGCUCCUUCACCGACUCCUGCUCCAGUUGUCGACAAUCAGUACCGCGAUGACGCGGAUCAGACGGACUCCGACGAAGACGCAUCCAACAUCCAGGAGGCUGCGCAGAAUAAAACCAGCACCCCCGAACCCAACGUCCCCACCCUAAACCCCCGCUCCAGCAUCCACCGCUCAAUCUUCGACAAUGCCCCGCGCUUCACACCACUAGCCAACCAAUUCAGCCAGUGGCAGGCUGGCACUCCCCAAGAGCAAGAGCAAGAAGCAAGCAGAUCUAGUCGCCCACGACGGGGCAUUUUCUCUAUCGGUGGUGCUCCCAGGAGACCUUCGGGGAGGAUUUCUGUUGGUUCGGAUGUUUCGUAUCCUGAUCUUGGGCGGUCGCUUGGGUCGAGGAAGUCGUCUUUGGGGAAUGUUACUGGCCAGGGGGAUGUUGGGGAUGAGGAGGAGGAGGAGGAGGAGGAGGAGGAGGAGGAGGAUAUGGAGCCCGCUGUUGAGGAAGAGGCAGAGGCAGAACUGGAACCAGAACUGGAACAUGCUCACGGGGUAGAGCAGGAGCCAGAACCUGAGUCGGUGCAGGAACCGGAACAAGUUCCCGAGGCAGAGCCAGAGACUCUUGAAGAUGAUGCUGCCAAGGCCGAUGAACCACAACACCCUGUAACUGAGAUCUAUACUGAUCCAGAACCCGAGGCGGAGGCGAUCGACGAACGUGGAGAAGAUCUCCCUCAGCAUGCCAGCAGUCCCGCACCCGCACCCGCACCCGUCCCCGACCAAUGGGACGAUGAUAAGGAAAACGAAAAUGAAAACCUCCCUGCACCUGGGCCAGUGACACCUAUGAAAAAUAUCAAAGAAAAGAUCAGCCCCAUGCACACCGUCCACACAGUGUCCAAGGUCCCACUCAAGCCCGAGGGCCAUAUCUCGCCGCUGAAGAUGCCCCUAUCUCUUAAACGACGUCGCUCAUUGUCGAACACAUCGCCAACUCGUGCCUCGCCACGACUGCGCAAGUCGGCUCUUUUUGCUCCUGCUCUCGCUGCCCAGGAAGAGAGUGUGUCUGAGUUUUCGCCGAGAAAGGCGCCUAGGCUUAUGGAACAUGACAGUCCCGCACAGCGAGCAAGUGAGUAUAGAGCGCGAAGUGUGGAGAGAAGACAGAGCCGGGCUAGCAUUGGCAGCAAGGCGCCGUCUCAAUGGCCCAGUCCUGUGAAAUCUCGCCGGACGAGCGAAUUCAGUGCGCGCAGCGCGGACCGCCGCCAAAGCAGACCAAGCACCAAGCUUCCAUCCCGCUCGCCCAGCCCCGUCAAAUCCCCCCGCAAGAGCAUCGGUACCAAUGGCGCCCUAACCGGCGCCAUCGUCUACGUCGACGUGCACACAACCGAAGGCGAAGACGCAAGCGGCAUCUUCAUCGAACUCCUCCAACAAAUGGGCGCCCGCUGCGUCAAGAACUGGGCCUGGAACCCGCGCGCAAGCCUCCUCCCCGAAUCUGCCGCAGAGCAACACAAAGACGGAAGAGUAGGCAUUACGCACGUCAUCUACAAAGAUGGCGGCGUCCGCACACUCGAAAAAGUCCGCCACGCCGCUGGUCUCGUCAAAUGCGUCGGCGUCGGCUGGGUCCUUGACUGCGAGCGCGAAAACAAAUGGCUCGAUGAGACCGAGUACACUGUCGACAGCACCAUGAUCCCUCGUGGCGGCGCCAAGCGCCGAAAGUCCAUGGAGCCGAGGGCAUUGAGUAACGUCAACGGAACUCUCGUCUCCUCUGCCGCAGCCGCUCGACGCAAAUCGGCCAUCACACCCUCAUCCAGCGAAGAACCACGCACACCAACCACAACCCGGACAAAGAAAUUCGAUACUCCAUCCGCCAGGGAUAGAAUCUACCAAACGCCCAAAACACCGGGUACGGGGUAUGGAUUCCGGUUUAAUAUGGAUGAUUAUGUGGGCAUGUCGCCUGCGACACCGUUCUAUCUGUCGCGCGCGAAGUUGGUGCAGCAGACUUGUCCGCCGAAGCAGACGAGGCAGGGAUUGUUCCAGACUGGGGAUGAUGCUGGGUUGGGCGAUGGUGAGGACUCGGAGAGCUCGAGGAGGUUGAAGAUGAGGUUGGAGGCUGCUAGGAGGAAGAGUUUGGCUGUUAAGCCUUGAUGGGCUUCGGUUGACUAGCAUUGGUUUGGUUGUUCUUGAACUGUACAUACCCAUUUGCAACAUUGUGGAUAUUGCCUUGGAGUUUUGGGAUUGGGAGAAUUGAUUUUGGAAUUGAUUGACUUUGUCGUCGCAACCGCCG
Molecule: messenger RNA, 5730 nt
Organism: Aspergillus glaucus CBS 516.65
Lineage: Eukaryota; Fungi; Ascomycota; Eurotiomycetes; Eurotiales; Aspergillaceae
Exons: 1
Coding region: 276-5591 (1771 amino acids)
Biological process (GO): mitotic cell cycle
Molecular function (GO): DNA binding
Source: RefSeq, a predicted model, not a curated record